GGACUACAAGUCCCAGAAUGCAGGGCGCUACUAGGCAGAAAUUUAGCAAGGCGCCUGCGCGUAGGGCUGUAGGCAAGCCGGAGGAAGCGGUGCACUUUGGGACUAGUAGUCCCCAGGUGGCAACUCCUGGGGUCGGAGGUGGGUCGAAGGGACAGCUCCUUGCCCAGUCCCUCCUUUUGUCCACGUCCCGCUUCUCUUGGCCAAUGCCAGGUCCUGUAACUGCGGCCAGCCCCCCUCCAAGGCUGUCUCCAUUGGUCCCGAGGCUAUCCCACUGCAGCUCUACCCGGAAGUAGCCGUGGGAAGGCGGUUUCCUAGACUACGACACCGGAAAGCUGGGGGCGGUGCUCCGAGCCGUGGAGGGCGGAGGGUGGUGGCAGCGCUGGCGCUGGGGACCGGCUCGGUGGCUUCGGCAAACAGUUUGGCGCCGGCGGCCGCCAGCCUCACCCCACAGCCGGCCCUCGACACGGCUCGCAGCCUCCUCGGCGCCGCCAGCCCGCGAUGUGGCCCACCGUGCGGGUGUAGCAGCUGCGCGUGCGCGGAACCGCGGGGCCAUGAGCAAAGCCGGCGGCGGCCGGGGCUGUGGGUGCCGGGUCCCCCAGCGAGCGUCUUGGAGCCUGGUGGCAGCGACGGCCGCGCUCUAUCUGAUGUUGGCCACGUCCGUGUGCACGGCAGGGGCCGCGCCCAUGAGUAGGGAAGAGAAGCAGAAGCUUGGAAAUCAAGUCCUGGAAAUGUUUGAUCACGCUUACGGCAACUAUAUGGAACAUGCCUACCCAGCUGAUGAACUCAUGCCUUUAACCUGUCGAGGUCGUGUCAGAGGCCAGGAGCCAAGCCGGGGUGACGUGGAUGAUGCCUUGGGAAAGUUCUCCCUAACACUGAUCGAUUCUUUGGACACUCUUGUGGUAUUAAACAAAACUAAGGAAUUUGAAGAUGCAGUGAGAAAAGUUUUAAGGGAUGUUAAUCUAGAUAAUGAUGUAGUUGUUUCAGUCUUUGAAACAAACAUCAGAGUUCUUGGGGGUCUUUUGGGUGGACACUCGCUGGCAAUCAUGCUGAAGGAAAAAGGGGAAUACAUGCAGUGGUAUAACGACGAGCUUCUCCAAAUGGCAAAGCAGCUGGGUUACAAGCUCCUUCCAGCUUUCAACACUACCAGUGGCCUUCCGUAUCCCAGGAUUAAUUUAAAGUUUGGCAUCAGAAAACCGGAAGCCCGGACGGGAACUGAGACGGACACCUGCACGGCCUGUGCAGGCACCUUGAUCCUUGAGUUUGCUGCAUUGAGUCGGUUCACAGGAGCGACAGUAUUCGAGGAAUAUGCAAGAAAAGCUCUUGAUUUUCUCUGGGAGAAAAGACAGCGAAGUAGCAAUUUAGUAGGCGUGACUAUCAAUAUUCAUACUGGAGACUGGGUGCGCAAAGACAGUGGAGUUGGAGCAGGGAUCGACUCAUAUUAUGAGUAUCUGUUGAAAGCCUAUGUCUUGCUUGGAGAUGACAGUUUUCUGGAAAGAUUUAAUACACAUUACGAUGCCAUAAUGAGGUAUAUUAGCCAGCCCCCUCUCCUACUCGAUGUGCAUAUCCACAAACCAAUGCUCAAUGCCCGGACCUGGAUGGACGCACUGCUUGCCUUCUUUCCAGGUUUGCAGGUUUUAAAGGGUGAUAUUAGACCUGCUAUUGAAACUCAUGAAAUGUUAUACCAGGUGAUUAAAAAACACAACUUCCUACCAGAGGCAUUCACUACAGAUUUCAGGGUUCACUGGGCUCAGCAUCCUCUAAGGCCAGAGUUUGCAGAAAGUACCUACUUCUUGUAUAAGGCUACAGGAGACCCUUACUACCUUGAAGUAGGGAAAACACUUAUUGAAAAUUUGAAUAAAUAUGCUCGAGUGCCUUGCGGAUUUGCUGCCAUGAAGGAUGUUCGCACUGGGAGUCAUGAGGACAGAAUGGAUUCGUUCUUCUUGGCUGAAAUGUUUAAAUAUCUGUACCUGUUAUUUGCUGAUAAAGAAGACAUUAUUUUUGACAUAGAAGACUAUAUCUUUACAACAGAGGCUCAUCUGUUACCUCUUUGGCUUUCUACCACAAACCGAAGCAUCUCGAAGAAGAACACAACCUCAGAAUACACAGAACUGGAUGAUAGUAACUUUGAUUGGACCUGUCCAAACACACAGAUUCUUUUCCCUAAUGAUCCAUUGUAUGCUCAGAGCAUCCGUGAACCCUUGAAAAACGUGGUGGAUAAGAGCUGUCCAAGAGGCAUCAUCAGAGUAGAGGAGAGUUUCAGAAGUGGAGCUAAGCCUCCUCUGAGAGCCAGAGAUUUUAUGGCCACUAACCCUGAACAUUUAGAAAUCCUGAAGAAGAUGGGGGUGAGUUUGAUUCACCUCAAAGAUGGGCGAGUCCAGCUGGUCCAACAUGCAAUCCAAGCUGCGAGUUCAGUCGAUGCUGAGGACGGGUUGCGGUUCAUGCAGGAGAUGAUAGAGCUGUCCAGUCAGCAACAGAAGGAGCAGCAGCUGCCUCCUCGAGCUGUACAGAUUAUCUCCCACCCAUUUUUUGGCAGGGUAGUCUUAACUGCUGGACCAGCUCAGUUUGGGCUGGAUCUGUCUAAACACAAAGAGACAAGAGGAUUUGUUGCAAGCAGUAAACCAUAUAAUGGCUGUUCGGAGCUCACGAACCCUGAGGCAGUGAUGGGAAAAAUUGCCUUGAUACAAAGAGGACAGUGCAUGUUUGCAGAAAAGGCUCGCAACAUCCAGAAUGCUGGCGCCAUCGGUGGCAUUGUGAUUGAUGACAAUGAGGGGAGCAGCAGUGACACAGCCCCCCUGUUCCAGAUGGCUGGCGACGGGAAAGACACAGACGACAUCAAGAUCCCCAUGCUGUUCCUAUUCAGCAAGGAAGGCAGCAUCAUCUUGGACGCCAUCCGCGAGCACGAGCAGGUGGAGGUGCUCCUUUCUGACAAAGCGAGGGACCGAGCAGCCAUAUUAAAAGGUAAAAGGAUUCCAAGCUACAUUAUUAACAGUAAUCCUGAGGUGGAAAAUGAAGACCAGCCGUCUUCUGAAAACGACUCUCAGAAUCAAAGUGCAGAGCAGAUGCUGCCACUUCCUCAGACAGUCGGCUUGGCUGAUCAGGAGAGCCCUGGAAACCCUCUGGAGUCUCCCUCAGAGCCACCAUCGCCAGCAGACAGUGAAGAGGCUGCCGGCUUUGCGCCUUCUGAACAGAUCUCUAGCCCCACAGAGACCCAGGAGACGGCAGGCCUUGAUGGUGAGUGCACAGACUUAGAUAACCAGCUUCAAGAUCAACCCGAAACCGAGGAAGAUCCCAGUCCUAACGUCAGCUGGGGUACGAAGGCCCAGCCUAUGGACUCCAUACUAGCAGACUGGAAUGAAGACAUAGAAGCAUUCGAAAUGAUGGAGAAGGACGAACUAUGACUCUCUGUAAAGUCUCUGGUGGUAGAUAUUUAAAAAGAAGAGGUAAACUGGUUUUCAACACCCUGUACCAAGCAGGCUCUCCUGGGAGGCUCUGAGCAUUGCUCGAGCACGUUCUGACUGGGGUAAGUAGUUACCAUAGGAAUCUGGAGCAUGCUGUGUUAGAGCUGACCUCACUGAAACGGUCCCAUCCAAAGUGGAAACUCACAACCCCUCAAAUGGUGGUACGCAUAACCUGCAGCUCCCUGGCCAGGGAAAGAUGACUGGCCAUUCCUGGGGAAACAAG
Rattus rattus (black rat) is the source of this 3681-nucleotide messenger RNA. It is a transcript of the gene Edem3, whose product is annotated as ER degradation enhancing alpha-mannosidase like protein 3. The record is from RefSeq and is a predicted model, not a curated record. NCBI's taxonomy places the organism in Eukaryota, Metazoa, Chordata, Mammalia, Rodentia, Muridae. Gene Ontology annotation, molecular function: mannosyl-oligosaccharide 1,2-alpha-mannosidase activity; calcium ion binding. The transcript is spliced from 21 exons. The coding region runs from base 552 to 3398 and encodes 948 amino acids. Gene Ontology annotation, cellular component: membrane; endoplasmic reticulum. Gene Ontology annotation, biological process: endoplasmic reticulum mannose trimming; carbohydrate metabolic process; mannose trimming involved in glycoprotein ERAD pathway.